UUAUGCAAGUGUAACAGGGUUUUAUUGGUGAUUCCCCUUGCCACUUUAUUGUUAAGCCAAUGGGUUUUUGGUUUUAGUUUUGUCUUGCCGUCACCUACUCAACAUGGCAUCUUAUUGGCUGGUUUGCGUAGCUUGCUUACGAGGGAGGAUGUUUCAUUAGAAUCGUCCCAGUGAACAAGCACCAAACCAGCGUGCGUGAGUGCAGAGUUGGAUGGUGAGCCGUGCAUUGCAUGACGUGCAAUUUUGUGCUGUUCCUACCAGGUACAUUGUUAAAGAUAUUAUAUUGUAUAUUGUAAUUGUAUUAUUAUGGUAACUACAUGGCCCAGUGAACAAGCACCAAACCAGCGUGCGUGAGUGCAGAGUUGGAUGGUGAGCCGUGCAUUGCAUGACGUGCAAUUUUGUGCUGUUCCUACCAGGUACAUUGUUAAAGAAUAAAUCUCCAUGACGGGUGCUACAUGUUGGAAUUCGUGUCGAGGAUUGAUUGUACACAACGCAAGAAGAGUACUGUUACAGUGGUGCCGUGACCGUUCUUCUGGAUCGGAUCAUCCUUCGCUGGAUUUCCAUCUCAGAACUUCGCCGUGGUUGCCGUUGAAGAACCAGAUAAGACGUUGCUGGUGCAGUAUAGUGCGAUAUCGCAUUUCGCCACAAGAGGGCGCCAUCAACGUUUUAUUAUCGAAAUUGAUGAUUUCUCUGGCUGAGACACUUCACAGAUAAACGAUAUAACUUUUGUGUUACUUGUUUAUUUGAAAUUCUAAUGUAUAUCUGAUAUGAGUAGGGUGAGUUUUACCUGUGUACUAGAUAUAGGUUAGAUUUUGACGUGAGGUUAAAGAAAGAAAUAUAUAUAUGCAUUUUUUUUGCUAGUUACAUUUUUAUUAGUGUGUUGAUUUCCCAUUGUUAAAAUGGAAGGUGUUGGGAGAGGUAGGGGUUUCCUGUCAUUUAAUCUGUCACCAUCUGUUGGUAGGGGUUCAGGCAAAAUUCCAGUUGCUUCUACACCUAUGCCUAAACUGGAGGGUUUUGGGAGUUUUGAUGAUAGUGUACCCAUGGAAACGCCCAAGGAUGUGUAUGACAGAGUUUUGCCAAAUACAGGGAGUGGGGAGGUCUCCAUGGAUUUCAUAGCAGACAUAGUACAGCAGAUUGGUCAUUCCAUUGGGGAGAACAUUGCCUCCUGUUUGGAGUCAAAGGCAAUUGUUGGACAUGUUGGGGACAAUGUUAUGGGGAAUGCAUGCAGCUCUAGGGGUUUGGAUGUGUCAGGCCUGAACCUGGUAUUGAAGUCUGAUAUCAGGGAACCAGUGUACUUUCGGGGGGAUGGCUCUGAAAAGUGCACAGUGCAUGAGUGGGAGGAUAUGGUCAUGGUUUACAUGCGUAAGAGGGGCGUAUCUGUGAUGGACCAAGCUGUUGAGGUUAUGGGUAGGCUUAUGGGAAGGGCCCGUGAUGUUGUUAAAGUGGGCAUACGCAGCAAUCCCUCCGUUGAUUUAUCUAAAGGCCCGAGUCCCAUCUUUGACAUACUGAAACAACAUUUUAGUGACACUGCUUUUUCAAGCAUGCCCCUCGCUGACUUUUAUGCCACAUUACCUCUGACUGAUGAACAACCAUUUGAAUAUUGGCUCAGACUGAACAGGGCUAUGGAGGUUGCUGAAGAUUGUCUAAAGAGACAGAAAAAAAGGGUUGAAGACCCAUCUCGUGAGCUCACAGUCAUGUUCAUCAGACAUUGCCCUAACGCUGAACUGUCCCUUAUCUUUAAGUGCAAGCCAUUACAGCAGUGGACUGCUGCAGAUGUUCAUGAGAGGCUGGAUGAAUACAGGAGGGAGCAGAGGUACUCUCACUUAUCUAAGGUGAUCCCAGCCAUCACAACAAUGAAAUAG
Molecule: messenger RNA, 1862 nt
Organism: Salvelinus fontinalis (brook trout)
Lineage: Eukaryota; Metazoa; Chordata; Actinopteri; Salmoniformes; Salmonidae
Exons: 2
Coding region: 900-1862 (320 amino acids)
Source: RefSeq, a predicted model, not a curated record